AUGAGCACGAGUGGCGACGGCGGCAACCCGUUCACUCGGUUUGCAUUCGGCUCGGCCGCUAAUAAGGCCCACAGCAGCGCCAAUGCAGCCGACGUCAAGGUGGAGCCCGACAGGCGACUAGAAUUGCUGCUGGAGUUGUAUAAAGCAAGGGAGCGCACGGUCACCCCCAUCGACGAGUUCGGGACGCACGCCUGCGUAGCUGAGGGCGUGAGCUGCGCCAAGGUGGAGCGCUUCCAGUUGCUGGUUGCUGCGUUGCUCAGCUCUCAGACGCAAGACCCGAUCACGUACGCGGCGAUGCAGCGUCUGCAUCAACUCGGAGAGAACGUCGAGGGCCUCACGAUUGAGACGUUGCUGGCUACGAGUGAGGAGGAGCUGAGCGAAGUGCUGAAGCCCGUGGGCUUCUACCACCGCAAAGCGCAGCAGCUCAAGCGCGUGGCUGCCAUCCUACGCACUCAAUUCCACGGCGACAUCCCCCGCUCACUGGACGAGCUGCAGCAGCUACCAGGCAUCGGACCCAAGAUCGGUCGAGUCAUCACUCUGCUGGCGUGGGGUCACGUCGACGGCAUCGUGGUGGACACACACGUGCAUCGCCUCGCUCAACGACUUGGCUGGGCGUCCACCUCGACCCCUGAAGACACGCGACGAGAGCUGGAGGACUGGAUCCCGCGCGAACACUGGGGGAAGCUGUCCCUCGCCGUCGUGGGCUUCGGCCAGACCGUGUGCACUGCCAAACACCCGUCCUGUUCGUCAUGUCCGCUAGCCCCCAAAUGCCCCAGCGCCUUCAAGAUCGAGCCAAAGAAGACCGAGACCAAGAAACACAAGAAGAUCUCCACCUAA
Phytophthora sojae is the source of this 837-nucleotide messenger RNA. RefSeq lists its product as hypothetical. Gene Ontology annotation, cellular component: nucleus. Gene Ontology annotation, molecular function: 4 iron, 4 sulfur cluster binding; oxidized pyrimidine nucleobase lesion DNA N-glycosylase activity; DNA-(apurinic or apyrimidinic site) endonuclease activity. NCBI's taxonomy places the organism in Eukaryota, Oomycota, Peronosporomycetes, Peronosporales, Peronosporaceae. The transcript has 2 exons. The record is from RefSeq and is a predicted model, not a curated record. Gene Ontology annotation, biological process: base-excision repair, AP site formation; nucleotide-excision repair; base-excision repair. The coding region runs from base 1 to 837 and encodes 278 amino acids.